UAGCAUGGAGAUCGAAACAAGCUCGCGUACCUUGUUGUCGCAUGCGUUCUCUCCAUCAACAAUGACGUGCACCGAGAGGGCUCAGCAAGCAUAUGACUCACGGGUGGUGAUUCAUUUCUAGCUUUUGUGCCUUCAGCUUCUUGCCCAUUUUGUCGCAUAGAGGCGUUGAAACAUUUCGGCAGUCGCCGGUACCAACUUCCUUUCUGUUCCUUUGUUUUCUUCCAUUGCUCUAACUUUCCAGCGGGUGCUCAUUCUACUUUUCCGUUGGUAGAUGCAAAAGGGCCAAGGACGAGGACGACGACGAUAUUCACUAUCCAGCUGGAGCACAUCGAGCAGACGAACCAGGUCCAAUCCACCCUCCACAUCUCAAGAACAGUCCAACUCACACACGACUUCUUUGCAACCAAGACGAGCUCCCUCUAUACUUCGACGAUCUGCUCGUAUAGCUGAGUCACUCCAAACAACCACCAACACUCCUCAGCAGUCAUCCACCUCGACCGAACCAAUGGCUGAUGUUGCAAGACACCCAGCGCUGGGUAGCCGAUCAGUACAGUCAAGACAUCACAGCAGCGCUACUCGCACAUCAGGACGGUCAAGGUCUGGCCACUACUCAAAUAACAUCCAGUACGCCAUGGACUUCAUAGUGCAGCCUCCCCGAACAGCACGUGUUGGCCACACAAUACCUGGAACGAUCAUUGUACGCUUACGAACCACCAACACCGACCCUGACUACGCUGUUGCCGACUCUUCCAAUCUCAUGGCAGUUGCUGCACUUAUUCCUGGUCCGAAUUCCACUGCAUCAUCAGAUCCUAAUGUUCUGCACACACUGUUGGCCGGCCAACGCAUAGACACAAUACAUCCCUUUGCCGACGAUGAGGCGGAUGGUUCCAUUGCUUCCAUGGACAUGGCUGGCUCUCAAGGUGUCGGCUACAUGAGCUUUCCAGACCUUGCUGUCCGUCAAGCAGGUACCUACCGGAUACGCAUCACCCUCUUGCGCACUGGAGCAGCAGUACAGGCUGUUGACAGCAACCCUAUCGUUGUCCAAAAUAAUGGACCUGCCACAGGCUAUGCGUCGUACAAUGGUAAAUACGCCGUAGCCUCAUACUGAUUUGGUGCAACAUGAAAUAUCUUGUACCAUGACUCAACGACGUUGCAUAAGAUGGGUGCUGCCACGAUCUUCGGAUCUGAUUCGAGUGGUGGUCUGUAUGAUGUG
Messenger RNA from Macroventuria anomochaeta, 1213 nucleotides. RefSeq lists its product as uncharacterized. Lineage: Eukaryota; Fungi; Ascomycota; Dothideomycetes; Pleosporales; Didymellaceae. Bases 272 to 1108 code for a protein of 278 amino acids. The transcript has 2 exons. The record is from RefSeq and is a predicted model, not a curated record.